Messenger RNA from Protobothrops mucrosquamatus (brown spotted pit viper), 1649 nucleotides. It is a transcript of the gene SYTL3, whose product is annotated as synaptotagmin like 3. Lineage: Eukaryota; Metazoa; Chordata; Lepidosauria; Squamata; Viperidae. Gene Ontology annotation, biological process: intracellular protein transport; exocytosis. The coding region runs from base 107 to 1396 and encodes 429 amino acids. Gene Ontology annotation, cellular component: plasma membrane; exocytic vesicle. The transcript has 11 exons. The record is from RefSeq and is a predicted model, not a curated record. Gene Ontology annotation, molecular function: small GTPase binding; neurexin family protein binding.
AUGCAUUGCAAAUGCUUCACUGACGAAUGAAGGAUGUAAAUCUUCAUAACUCUUUUCCCUGCUGGACAACACUGGAUUCUCUGUCUUGUGAUUGUCAGAAGAGAAGAUGUCCCAAGAAUUUAACCUUAACUUACUUAAGGAACUGGAGCAAAAAAUUGUUCUAAAUGUCCUUUGCCGUGACGAGAUGUUGAGAAAACUGGAGGAAGAAAGAGUAAGGAAGCUGAAAACCCAACUGCAGCAACUUUGGCGUAAAGGAACAAAAAGUGCCAGCUAUGGAUCUCAGAAACGGUCUUGUGCCCGUUGUCAGAAGUCGUUUGGAAUCCUGUUCGAUAGAGGAGCAGUGUGCAAAGGAUGCAGCCAUUAUAUAUGCUCUCAAUGUCGCGUUACUCUAAAUGCCUUUCUGUGGAAAUGCACUGUCUGCUGUGCUUCUGAGUCUAUUAAAGUGAAAACAGGUGAAUGGUUCUUUGAGGAGCGAGCAAAGAAAUUCCCCACUGAAGGUAGAUAUGAAACUGCUGGAACAAAACUCUUGAAAUCUUAUCAGAAAUUAAGCAAAGUAUCGGUGAUUCCUCCAACUCCUCCACCUUUUGCUGAACCCGCCAAUAGAAUAAACAUAUUGGAACUUAAUCCAGGUUUCCACAAGUCUAUGGAAAACAUCUUUCUGUCUGUUACCACACAUAUCAAAAAAAUCUCAAAGUCACAGAAUGAUGUGGCCAAUGAGAAAUACCUUCUUACAGCAAAUUAUGGGCCACAAACUGAUCCAGUGAAGGACAGGAGAAGCCUAUCUGAUACCGCUAUUGAUAUUUCAACUAGGAAAUGUUCAAGUAUCAAUGGAGAACAAGAUGACAGUAGAGUUGCUUGCAUAAAAGCAUCAAGCGAAGAAGGCAUACCCUCCGCUAUUACAAAUGAUACCUUAAUUUGUGGAGAUAAAAAACGUGAUAGUUUAUACAGCAUUACCAGCGUUUGCAGUGGGGCUGUUGACUUUGAAAAAGCUGAUGUCUGUGGUGAAAUAGAAUUUGCCAUUAGAUACAAUUUCAAAUUUGGCUUUUUGGAAGUAUUCAUCAGUGCCUGUAGGAAUCUGGCUUAUGGAAAGGAGGAAAAAAAGAAAUGCAAUCCAUACGUCAAGACCUACUUGCUGCCUGAUAAAUCUCCUCUGAGUAAACGGAAGACUUCUGUCAAAAAGAACACGCUGAAUCCAACAUUCCAAGAAAUAUUAAAGUAUAAUAUUGAAUAUUCCCAACUGCAAACCCGUCAGCUUCAGAUAUCUGUCUGGCACGCUGGAAUUUUCAGACAUCCCGUAUUCCUCGGACAAGUGGUGAUAGAUUUUGGAUCCUGGGAUUUUGAAAACUACUCUGCUGAGUCGUUCAACUGGUACCAAUUGAAAGCCAAAGUGACAUGACUGCAUUCGAUUUACUCAUGUUUGCUGUAUUUAUACAUGUUUUCUGUUUCUUCAGAUUUUAAGGAUAAAUGUGCCGUAAGCAGUUCAUUUUUUUUCCAGUGAAGUAGGCGUUAAAUGUUUUCAUCACUAGAAUCAUAAAGUGCAAUUAGAAUGCACCUCAGAGAUCAUGUAAUCCUUUCCCUCUGCCAGCUAGAUAAAGUCUCCUUUGAGCUGAACUUGACUCCUGGCAAUUUCAUAAACACAUCCAAGUAGG